AUGGACCUUCCAGAGGAGGCAAUUAGCGAUCAAGUGUUAUUGGAACGUACAGCCAAUUCAUUCUACCAUUAUAAAGACUUCUGUCUACAAGAGAUUUGGAAACCAAGAAUACUGAAAUGGAAAUCCUUGUCAACUUAUCAGAAGCAGCUGAUUCCCUGGUAUGAGGAUUAUCUCAAUAACAUACGUGACUGCAUUGAGAGUAACUCUAUCUUUUAUAUGAAUCUAUUAGAAAAGUGCGUUGGCAUAUGGGGCCUCGGAAGCGACCCUAAUAAAUGGGCAACUCCGAAUAAUGUAGACAUGGGUAAAACAGUUUCCAUUCUCAACCAAAUAGCCAGAGAAUGGUCUGCAGAUUGCUCUGAAGAAAGAGAUCGUUUCUUAGCACUUCUUAAAGACUUUCUAGAUAGCAAGUUCCCACACGACAGAAGAGAUGUAAAAGUUUUAGUGCCUGGAGCAGGUCUCGCAAGAUUGGCUGUUGAUAUAGCAAGAAUGGGAUUUUCUACAGAGGCCAAUGAAGUUUCUUAUCAUAUGAUAAUGGUUGGUCAGUUUAUUAUGGACUCUGGAUUACAAAAAGAUCAAGUAGGUAUUUAUCCUUUUGUUCAUUCAUUCUCACAUCACUUGAAUAGACGAGAACAAUUACGACGAGUCAAUAUUCCAGAUAUUAACAUUUCUGAGGAAUUAGGGGGCAAGGGUCUCUUAUCAAUGGUAACAGGUUCUUUCCCAGAUCUCUACGGGCCAAACACUAAUAUCAAACAAUCAGACUCUUACUCAAAUUCUGCCUAUAUUAGGGAAAUUAGGGCACGUAACCGAAGUACAAAAGAUCUUGUAGUUACCAAUUUCUUCAUUGAUACGGCAUCAAAUGUUCUGGAUUAUCUGGAAACGAUAUCUCAUGUCUUGAAAGAUGGCGGCUAUUGGAUCAAUUUUGGGCCAUUUAUGUACCAUUUUGAACAAGAUCCCCAGACAGAAAUUACAGCAGAUUUCAAUCCGUACACAGGUGAAGUUUCGAAUAUGUUCGUUACACCUUUAAAAGGUCUGGAACUCUCCCAUGAAGACAUUCUCUCUGUUGCAAGCACCAAAUUUCCAUUCAAGAUAAUUCACGAACAGUCUCAUAUUUCAUCCGGAUAUGGUACAAAUAAAAUGGAUAUAUCUAUGCAAGGUUAUCAGUGUUCAUUCUGGAUUCUUCAAAAAUCCUGUGAUAAAGUUAAUAACAAUAUUUAG
Kluyveromyces marxianus DMKU3-1042 is the source of this 1215-nucleotide messenger RNA. RefSeq names its product S-adenosylmethionine-dependent methyltransferase. Bases 1 to 1215 code for a protein of 404 amino acids. The transcript has a single exon. Gene Ontology annotation, molecular function: S-adenosylmethionine-dependent methyltransferase activity. The record is from RefSeq and is a predicted model, not a curated record. NCBI's taxonomy places the organism in Eukaryota, Fungi, Ascomycota, Saccharomycetes, Saccharomycetales, Saccharomycetaceae.